Messenger RNA from Sitodiplosis mosellana (orange wheat blossom midge), 2698 nucleotides. RefSeq names its product UDP-glycosyltransferase UGT5-like. The record is from RefSeq and is a predicted model, not a curated record. The transcript is spliced from 6 exons. Bases 996 to 2570 code for a protein of 524 amino acids. Lineage: Eukaryota; Metazoa; Arthropoda; Insecta; Diptera; Cecidomyiidae. Gene Ontology annotation, molecular function: UDP-glycosyltransferase activity.
UUCACUUUCAACAACUCAAUUAAGCUGCGUCAAAUUCUUAUUAACACAUCUGUUGUGUGUGAUAUCUUGAUCAUGCUGGAAAUAUCACUUCCCGCUGUCGAUUCGCAGCUAUUUUACGUAUCAAAAUUAGAAUCAGUUCAAUGUUCUUUUGAAGUUAAAAGUGGUCUCAUUUACCUCCGUUGAGAGAGUUUAUCGCAGUGUUUUUUUUCUUCAAUACUGAACUUCAACCAUUCGUGUUAUCAAAUUGAAUUGAAAUCAUUUAGGAAAAAAAAAUUCAAAAUUUGUUCAAUUUCUUAUCAUCCUAGCUGUAUUUUCAUUUUAUUGUCUUUUGAAAUCGGAAUACUCCGCUGUAAAUAAUAAAUUGAAAGAAAGAAUAAACAAAUGAUUCUGACAUUUAUUGCAUAAUAAUGAAUCGAGUUUAAGUUCACAAAACAACGUAAAAAUCAAUUGAAUAAAAAGUGAUGUGUGCUUGAUAACCUUGCCUCAUAAUAUUAUAUAUCACAAAUAGUGUGCGAUUGAUCGAUUCGCACUCUUCGAAAGUGCUAAUUCAUUUCACGUAAUAAUAAAAAUGAUUUAUAUAUGAAAAUGUUGUAGUUGAUCGUAGUUAACGAUGAUGACGAUGACGACGUCACGCAAAUAAAUUGAUUUCAAUUGAAUUAAAACGCAUUUGAAUGAUAAAAAUUUCAAGAUUGACAUCGCUUCAUUCAGCGAGUAUAUUGCUAGUUUCCUGCUUGAACGCGCGAUAGUCACAAUAACAGAAGUGUGUGAAAUUCAUUCGAUUGUGGUCGUAUUUUGUGAUAUUCAAUUUGUAUGUUCAUGAAAUUCCAUAUUUGUGAAAAAGUAUGUUUUGAUCGUAUCGAAAAAAUAGAUACGCAGCCUAUCAAACGGUGAGACAAUAGAAGAAUCCAAAUGAAAACGAUCAAAGGCUAUUUUAUGAUCAAAAUAUGACACUUUGAAAUAGUUCUUUUUCGGAAGUGAAACAAUUCAUACGCAAAAUGGAUAAAGUAAUUCGAAUUUUAAUAGCAAUAGCUGUGUUUUGUUCAGCAUUUGUGAGUUGUAGCCGAAUAUUGGUGCUAUUUUACCACCCAGGCCCGAGUCAUUUCCAUUCGUAUUAUCCUCUAUUCAAUGAACUCGCCGAACGCGGUCAUAAUGUUACCGUUUUAAGUUACCAACAUGUGAAUGGUGCCCACAAAAAUUACAAUGAGUUACUUUUAAGCGAUAUACCCGUUAUCAAUGGAUCUAUCACCUACGAUAUGAUGUUGCCAUUAGAUCGCAGCCUUUUUACAAUGCAUGCAGAGCUAUGGGAACUGUAUAAUUUAGCUGAAUUUGAACGAGAUUUGGCAUUGCAUUCACCGCAAAUCGAUUUAAUAUUAGAAGCUCAUCGCAAACAACCGUUUGAUAUAGUUUUGGUCGAACAAUUCAUCACUGAAUUUUAUUUGGGACUGAUCCAUAAGCUCAAUGUGUCAUUUAUCGGAUUCUCGACGUGCGCGUUGCCACCACAAUACUACAGUCCGAUUAAUUUACCUGAUUUACCAUCGUAUGUCCCAUUUGCAUUUUCCGAAUAUUCAUGGGAUAUGAACUUAUACGAACGCACGGUCAACUGGUUGACAGUGAAAUCAUGGAAACUUCUUUACAAAUUUAUUCAGCGGCGCGACAAUGAAGAAAUACGUAAACGCUUUGGCAAUGAUAUACCAGGAGUUGCUGAUAUUGCUAAGAAAAUCAGUUUAACAUUCGUAAAUCAGCACUAUUCCUAUACCGGUCCAAAGCCGCUAUCUAAUCAAUUAAUUGAAGUGAGUGGUCUUCAUAUUAAGCCUGAAGAACCAAUACCUCAAAAAUUGAAAGAAAUCCUCGACAAUGCGAAGAACGGUGUUCUGCUAGUCAGUUGGGGUGGAAAUGUGAAAAGUUCAUCGAUGCCCGAGCAUAUUCAACAUGAACUUGUAAAAGGAUUUGCCAAACUAUCGCUACAAGUUAUUUGGAAAUGGGAAAAUGUGUCGAUGCAGGAAAUUGUUUCGAAGAAUGUUUUCACAACACCGUGGCUAUCUCAACAAGACAUUUUGUGUCAUCCAAAUGUGAAGGCAUUUUGGACGCACGGUGGAAAUUUGGGAACAAUCGAAACCGUUCACUGUGGCAAACCAGCCAUUAUUACGCCUUUCUACGGUGAUCAAUAUUUGAAUGCGGCAGCACUCAAUCGGCGUGGAAUGGGAUUCAAACUAGAUUUACUGGAAAUCACCGCUGAUAAAAUUUAUGACGCCGUUCAAAAGAUACUACAACCCAAAGUUGUUGAGGCAGCCAAAAAGGUUUCGUAUGAACAUAGAAAUCGACUGAGAUCACCGCUUGAAACUGCCGUCUGGUGGGUUGAACAUACAAUCGCAACAGGUGGCUUUGAACUUGGCAAAGCAUACACAACCGAUAUGUGUUGGUUUACCUACCAUUCAAUUGAUGCGAUAACACUCAUUUUAUUAUCACUCAUAUCAGCUACCUACAUACUUAAAGCUUUGCUCACGCAACUAUUCAAAUGUUGCUGUUGUCGUGCAAGAAACGUUCAUGACCCAGCCAAGAAGCAUAACUAGUUAGUCAAUUGAACGAAGAAAUUAUUCAAAACAUUCAAUGAUUUUAACAGUUUUUUGUUGUUGUCAAAUAUGAGUCAAGCGCUUUGUAAUUUGUAAAGAAAUGAAUAAAUAAAUAAAAUGAUUGUAAA